Molecule: messenger RNA, 459 nt
Organism: Plutella xylostella (diamondback moth)
Lineage: Eukaryota; Metazoa; Arthropoda; Insecta; Lepidoptera; Plutellidae
Gene: SNRPG
Product: small nuclear ribonucleoprotein G
Biological process (GO): mRNA splicing, via spliceosome; spliceosomal snRNP assembly
Cellular component (GO): U5 snRNP; spliceosomal tri-snRNP complex; U12-type spliceosomal complex
Molecular function (GO): RNA binding
Source: RefSeq, a predicted model, not a curated record
UGUUGGCAACACAAAAAAUUCCGGUUCAGAUUCACGAUUUCAAUAAUUUUGUUAUUUACAUAAAACAAAGGGAAAUCCCGUCUAGUUUUGUGAAAAAGCUUUAUUAAACUACAAACAUGUCCAAGGCACACCCCCCAGAAUUGAAAAAGUUCAUGGACAAAAAGCUGUCGAUCAAGUUGAACGCGGGGCGCGCGGUGACGGGCGUGCUGCGCGGCUUCGACCCCUUCAUGAACCUGGUGCUGGACGAGUCCGUCGAGGAGUGCAAGGACGGCCAGAGGAACAACAUUGGCAUGGUUGUCAUUCGAGGGAAUAGCAUAAUCAUGCUGGAAUCAUUAGAUAGACUAUAGUUUAAGUUUAAUUUCUUAAUUUAAGUUAUAUUUUUAAGUUAACUACCAAAAGGCAAGCCAAGAUCUUUGUGUUUUACUACAAUAACUUCAAUAAAUAAAUACCUAAAAUGUA